CUAUAAGUACACCAUUUAUUACUGUUUACAAGUAAAGCUAUAUUAUAGCUAAAACAUUGCAAUACACGUGAACAUUUUAUAAGUCUAUAAUGGAAAGACAACAAAAUUCAGAGACAAAAGUUGAACAUUUGGAAAAUUCAUCUGAUAAAAUAGACAAAUUCAAAAGCCUGGAUAAAGGAUGGUCUUGGGUUAUAAUGGUCGCCAGUUUCGGUGCAUUUUGUCUAAUUGGUGCAAAUAUGUAUGGUGCAGGAAUAAUGCAAGCUACCCUUCUCAAGAGGUAUAGAUCAAGUGUGUCCCUUACAGCAUGGGCAGGAUCGUUGCAGCCAGCUUUCAUGUCUCUCGGAGGUUGCGGUGCUGGUGUUGGAUAUACAGCAAGCACGGUUGUCAUGGAAUUCAAUUUCAAACGAAGACGCCUCAUUGCUUUAGGUUUUGCUGUUUCUGGAAUGGGUGCCGGUAUAUUUGCGCUCUCACACCUGAUGCAGCUGGCUCGUAAUUACUAUGGAUCUACAGGGUUUUUUAUUAUACAGGCCACAAUAUCUCUGAACAUUGUAACGUUUGGAGCGAUGUUUUUUCCAAGUCAGCUGGAACUACAUACACAAGAAAUGCGCAAAUGUAACAAAGAUAAUGCAAGGUUCGAUAAAGCAAAAUCAAAUUCCGGCGGAGGCUUUACGCAGUAUUUCAAAGCUUUAGUUAACAAACAAAUAGCUCUCUUGAGUGUUGGUAUGUUUUUGAACUGCGUCGGGUCACAUAUAGUCUAUUUGCAUAUGCCGGUAUAUAUUGUGUCGACAGGGUUCACGGCAUCUCAGGCUGCAUGAAUGGUAUCAGUGGCAGGUAUAUUAUCUGUCGUUGGCCGUAUAAUAACCGGAUUCGCUGCAAAUCUGAGUAUGUUCAAAGAAAUUUGGUUAUACGCAGGUACAUUGGGCGUCGUUUCAAUUGGCACAAUUGUGUACCCGCACAUAUCAUAAACAUAAGCAGGGCAUAUCGUCUUUGCGACAGUCUUUGGUUUGUUUUUCGGCAGCUGCUAUGUACUAAUGACGGCAGUAAAUAUACGUACUGUUGGUAUCAAGUUUGUGUCUGCAGCAGUAGGAAUUGAGCUUUUCUUUGGCGGAAUUGAUGCAGUUUUAGGACCAGUAAUUGCUGGUGUUUUGGUGGACAAUGGCGGUACAUAUGAACAAUCGUUCACUUUUGCAGGUGUUUGUAUCUUCCUAGCGGCAGUUUUAAGCAUACUAACAGUGUGUCAUGAUGUUCCUGGAAAAGAAUGUGAAAAUCAGAAUGCAGACAAAGACAGUAAACCUGUGCAGCUUAUAUCAGUCACUUCAUUGUCUAUGUAAAACAUGAUAUCUGUUAUAUCGUGAAUUCAUUGCUAUUUUCCUGGAUACUGGAUAUUAACAGUAACGUAUAUAACAGUAUACUAAAGGGAGAAGAACUUUAUAAGUUCUUUUUUGUUCUAAUCACUUUCGUACCUGUAAUAUGUUUUACUAUUUUUGAAAUGUGAUUGUAAUUAGGCCGGUUAUAUUAAAAUAAAAAUGUCAGAACGUUAAACUGAUUCCAACAUAGGGUUUCAUUCAUGAUUUACAAUCUUUAGUUACUUAUGCAAUACAGGGGGAAAAGUCCUCAAAAGAAACCUAAACCAAGCUGUAAAACUAAGGGCAGUUUCCUUUUAAUUAAACAAAAUAUUGCAAUUACUUCAAAUAAAAUCAAUUUAACGAAAAAUUAGUAUCAUUGCUCUAUUUACAAAUGUAUAUGCAUGUAUUACAUAUUAACACAUUACAAAGCAAUUCGAGAAGAUUUUCUAAAUAGUUGCUGUAACUGUUAAUGUAUUGUAGCAAAUGUUGAUGUUAUCAAGUACCCAACCAAUCUGCAGUAACAUUGGGAAUACUCUUUUCUUUACAAAUCCUUUAUAAAUGUUUUUUUUUUCUUGUUUCUGACUUUGAGAUACAGUUGUUUGAUGUUCAACUCCUUUUAACUCCAAUGCCGACGAGUUUGUUUAAAAACACAUAUGGAAAUUCUAUGUUCUGAAUUUUGACACCCAGUCGCUUUGUGACGAUGAUGAUAAAAUACUAAACGGAACCUACCAGUACUUGCUAGAAAUCUAAACAUUUCUUUUUAUUCUGAUAUUUAAAAGAAACAUUUAUGCUAUAGUGUACUAGUAAUAGAAUAAUACAGCGUAUGAUCAACAGUAACUAGAGACAGAAUUCCAGAUGCAAUAUCUCAAAAAUGUGGAAUAAUAUUUUUAAGGUCUUUUGUUUUGUGUUUCGUUUCCUUACAUAUUAAUUCCACACCAAAACGUUUAUGUUGGAAUUAGUUCAACAUCAAAAGUCAAAAUGACCAGCCUAAAUGCAAUUUUCGAAGUAAAUAUAUGUUAACUAACGGUAACAUACUUAUUAACAAAUUUUAUCUUUAUUGCAGAUUUUUAUACUGAAAAAGUUUUCUUCUGCUUAUGCUCUAUGCUAAUUUAAUCUCGCCGUCAUUUAUUCAAUAUUGACACUAAAGCAUAUGUUGCUUGUUGUUUGUUUCGCAAUAUAGGACAUGGUAUUAAACCAGACUACCGUUAUCUAAAAGUGACAGAAGUGAAAAGAGCUGUCGGCGUUUACGUGGUGGUACUAUCGCAUUUGUGUAACAAUGCGACGCUUCAAUAUAGGGAAGAGUUUGUUUGUUUGCUAAUUCCUAUAUCAGAAACACUAAAGAUUAAAAAGCAGGGCGCAUAAUAUAGACCUUGUUGCAUGUGACUGAUGCAGAUUUUAUCAAACGUUUCGAAACUCGGCUUCCCGAUCUUUGAGCAAAUUCUAUUUGCUGAUCAACCUUAAUAUAUAUAACUUUUUUGCAGAUAGGUUAAGUGCGAUGUUUCCUUUGUUUAGGCUACUAUCCGUUCCAAGGUUGUGUCCGUAUUAUAUGUUACGUGUAUUGUCUUAUAUGUUGAUGGUGCUAAUUUUCUUUUUUGCCACCCCUGCACCCACCUUUUACGCUCCCUCUCCUGUCUACUAUGAGCGAGGUUAACUACCCACCAUAAACUGACUAGAGCUCCCUUAUGAGAAACUGCACAUAAUAUGACGUAAAUGUGAUAUUUAACUACUUUGUAAGAACAAAUAUUAUAAAAUCAGAAGUUUCUCAUAUAAUUUCAAGAAGAAUCGCUUUUUUUUCUCUCUCUCUCUCUCUCUCUCUCUUUCUCUCUCUCUUUCUUUUCACAAGUUAAAAACGAAAGGGCUGGGUCCUCUUCACAAUUCAUUGUGGUUCGAAUGUCACUGGAAUAACACAAUUUUAUUUUUUCCGUUUUCAAAGCGUUUCAUUAUAUGUAUAUUAUUU
Molecule: messenger RNA, 3303 nt
Organism: Mercenaria mercenaria
Lineage: Eukaryota; Metazoa; Mollusca; Bivalvia; Venerida; Veneridae
Exons: 4
Coding region: 90-815 (241 amino acids)
Biological process (GO): monocarboxylic acid transport
Molecular function (GO): monocarboxylic acid transmembrane transporter activity
Source: RefSeq, a predicted model, not a curated record